CUCUCUCUCUCUCUCUCUCUUCCUACUCACUCCCCACUCCCUAACUUGAAACCUCAAAAUUUACAAUCCACCCAUCUUGAAAACUCACCCACCAACUAAUCAUCCUAUAAUCUCAUUAAACUAUUCCAAUCAUGAGUAUUUUACAAGCCUCUUUCCCACAAGGUCAAUUACACAUUACUUACUUUCCUAUAGUUGGUAUAUGAAAAUAAUCUCACACCUAUUAUUAUUCUCACACAAAAGAAAAACACACACAAAUAAGAAGAAGUGUUAAGAAAGAGAAAACAUACAUCAAAUACAACAAUACCCAAACUUUCAUACACAAAAACAAUUACAGAUUCUCAUUCUCUCUCCUCAUCUUCACUCCACAUUUCCUUCAUUUUCCCAUUUUCUCUCUCCUCUAAUCCCGCCGGAAACUUAGUAAAUAAAAUGGCGGAUAGAGUCUACCCAUCCGCCAAACCAACCCCACCACCAGCAUCACUUAACAACAACACCGCCGUUAACGGCGGCGCCACCACCACAACAACAACAACACCAGCAAAAACCGGACAACUCUACAACCCUCAACGUCCACGCCCUAUUUACCGUCCACCACAAAACCGUCGCUCAAAUCGUUCAUCAUGCUCUUGCAGAAAAUGCUGUUGUCUAACUUUCAUCUACACACUCAUAGCAAUUCUCUCUCUCCUCCUCUUAGCCGCAAUCGCAGCUUGCAUCUUUUACGUACUUUACCACCCUAAACACCCAACUUUCUCAAUCUCAUCAAUUCGGAUCUCUCGCUUUAAUCUCACCUCAUCUGACCCAUCUGGGUUCGCUCAUCUUCACUCAAAACUUGACUUCACACUCACUGCUAAAAACCCAAACAAAAAGAAAAUCACCUUCGUUUACCACCCUAUGUAUGUUCAAUUCUCUGGCGCUGGAGUUAACGCCGGAAACUCAACUCUUCCGGCGUUUACUCAUGUCGCUGGUAAUACAACUAUCUUAAAAGCGACGGUUAUUAGUGACCCAACUCGUGACCUUGACUCGGACUCAGUGAGUCAACUCAGAUCGGAUCUGGGUAAAAAGAAUGGGUUUCCUGUGUCGGCAGAGUUGAAUACUAUGGUGGAAGUUCAGAUGGGGAAGAUCAAGACUAAAAGAGUUGGAAUUAGAGUUAUAUGUGAUGGGAUCAAAGGAUUUCAACCUAAGAAUGCUACUGCUAAGAUUGCUACUCCUGGAACUACGACAGAUGCUAAGUGUAAGGUUGAUCUUAGAAUUAAGAUCUGGAAAUUUACUUUUUGAUUUUUCAAUUUCAUUCAUCUUUUGGUGUUUUUGUUUAAUUUUUUUUUUACAUUUUUUUACAUAUAUAAAUGGGGUUGAGAGAUUCGAUCUUUAUAAAUCUGAGCUUGUAAACCUUUUUUUAAUUUUUUGGGUUGAUUCUUUGUUGGAUUUUUAAUUUUUUUUUCUACCCAAAAUGGGUUGAGGAGAUUAAUUUGAAAGUUAUUAAAUGGGAAAAAUAUAGAAUGUUAAUGGUUAUAGUAUUAAAAAAGUUUAA
This is a messenger RNA of Beta vulgaris subsp. vulgaris (sugar beet), 1525 nucleotides long. RefSeq lists its product as hypothetical. The record is from RefSeq and is a predicted model, not a curated record. The transcript has a single exon. Lineage: Eukaryota; Viridiplantae; Streptophyta; Magnoliopsida; Caryophyllales; Amaranthaceae. The coding region runs from base 427 to 1272 and encodes 281 amino acids. Gene Ontology annotation, cellular component: plasma membrane.